AAAAAAAAAUAAAUUAAAAAGUCAUAAAACACAAUUGUUCUGAUUCUUUUCUUUGUAUGCAGGAGGAGACCGUCUCUCUCCUGCCUGUUCCUCCGUGGUCAUGGCGUCUCCUGUCCUCCUGCUCCUCCUCGUCAUGCCCGUGUGUGUGUGCGGCAGUGUUGAGGUGAACACCAGCUCUAAGCGGAGCUGUAUGGAGAAGGUGGUGUGCGCCGACGGGAUUCUACUUCCUGUUUGGCUCCCUCACGAUCCGCCGCUGCUCCAGCAGGUGAUUCGUGCGAUCAUCUACUUUGCGUCUCUGCUCUAUAUGUUCCUGGGCGUGUCCAUCAUCGCUGACCGCUUCAUGGCCUCCAUCGAGGUCAUCACCUCGCAGGAGAAAGAGGUAACCAAUACAGGGCCAAACGGGGAACAGACAGUGACGAGGGUGCGGAUAUGGAACGAAACCAUAUCCAAUCUCACUCUGAUGGCCCUCGGAUCUUCCGCUCCAGAGAUCCUGCUGUCAGUUAUAGAGGUGUGCGGACACGGCUUCGAAUCGGGCGAGCUCGGCCCCGGCACGAUCGUGGGCAGCGCUGCCUUUAACAUGCUCGUGAUCAUCGCGAUCUGUGUGUCUGUGAUCCCGGACGGCGAGGUGAGGAAGAUCAAACACCUGCGUGUGUUCUUCAUCACCGCCUCCUGGAGCAUCUUCGCCUACAUUUGGCUCUAUCUUAUCAUCUCCGUAAUGUCCCCGGGCAUCGUUCAGGUGUGGGAAGCCCUGACGACCCUCUUGUUCUUCCCCGUGUGUGUCCUGAUGGCGUGGAUCGCAGACCGGCGGCUCCUCUUCUACAAAUACCUUCAUCGGCGUUACCGUGCCGACAAGCGCCAUGGCAUCAUUGUGGAGACGGACGGCGAUCUGGCGCCCAAUGGCAUUGACGUCAUCAUGGAGGGGAAAUUCCAUGGCAACGCCAACGGUGGCACUAGCAACGGCACGGAGACGGGCAAAGGCCCCGAGCAGGAUCGUGAGGAGGUGAUCCGCGUGCUGCGUGACCUGCGGCAGAGACAUCCGGAUAAAGACUUGGACCAGCUGAUUGAGAUGGCCAACUACUCGAACCUACAGAAGCAGCCCAAGAGUCGCGCGUUUUACCGCGUACAGGCCACGCGCAUGAUUAUCGGAGCUGGAAACGUGUUAAAGAAGCACGCUGCAGCAGAACAGGCUAAACGUACAGGCCCAAAUGCAGGCCCUGAUGACGAUCUGGAGACUUGCGCACAUGUGGCGUUUGAGCAGGAUCGUUACCACUGUGGCGAAAACUGCGGCCAGCUGAGUGUAUGGGUUGUACUGCGAGGGGGCAGUGGCUCCGGAACGUUCCAAGUGGACUACCGGACCGACAACGGCUCGGCCAAAGCCGGAGUGGAUUACGAUUACUGCGAGGGAACGCUGGAGUUUCAACCUGGAGACACGCGCAAAGAGAUAAAGAUCGGCAUCAUAGACGACGAUGUUUUCGAGGAAGACGAGCAUUUCUUCAUCCGUCUCUCGAACCUGCGCGAGCAAGGUGCCGAAGCCACAGAGGCCGCCCGAUUGGUGGAACCCCUGGUUGCCACGGUAACAAUUCUGGACGACGACCACGCGGGCGUUUUUUCAUUCGGCCGACGCGAGCUUCUUGUUGCCGAGUGUGCGGGUGUCGCUGAGGUAACGGUCACCCGGGAGACGGGCACACGGGGCACCGUGGUCAUCCCGUUUCACACCGAGGACGGAACGGCGCGCGGUGGAGUCGACUUCCAACAUACACAGGGCGAACUGGAGUUCAGCAAUGAGGAGAGCUGUAAGAUAUUACAGGUGCCAAUCAUCAAUGUCCAGGAAUAUGAUAAGCGAGAAAACUUUUACAUCGUCCUUGAAGAACCUCGGUGGCUCAAGAGAGGAAUUUCAGAUUUGUUGUUGAAUCAGGGUGCUCCCAGUGCUGAGCAGGAAGAGGCGAGGAAGACCGCUGAAAGGGGGCGACCAGUUCUUGGGGAGCACAGCAGGCUGGAGGUCAUUAUUGAGGAGAGCAUGGCCUUUAAGAUCCGGCAGGGAAUGGCCCCCAAUGGCACGCUAGACCCGGUAGAGAAGGCUCCACCCUCCUGCAUGAGACGUGUUCGUGGAUUGAACACGGUCGAGCGUUUGUUAAAGGACACUAACCUGGCUGAAGUGAUUGGAACACACUCGUGGAAAGAACAAUUCAUUGAGGCUGUCACUGUCAGUGCAGGAGAGGGCGAUGAGGGCGAAGGGGGCGAGCCACGCCGGCCGUCCCGCUGUGAUUACUUCAUGCAUGUGAUGACGGUGUUCUGGAAGUUGGUGUUCGCUUUUGUCCCGCCCACUGGGUACUGGAACGGCUGGGCCUGCUUCAUCGUCUCCAUCAUCGUCAUCGGCUUCCUCACGGCCAUCAUCGGAGACCUGGCGUCUCACUUCGGCUGCACCGUGGGGCUGCGCGACACCGUCACGGCCUUAGUGUUCGUCGCCCUCGGCACCUCCAUCCCGGACACCUUUGCGAGUAAAGUCGCGGCGGUUCAGGAUCAGUACGCCGACGCCUCGGUGGGAAACGUGACAGGCAGCAACGCCGUGAACGUCUUCCUGGGGAUCGGCGUGGCCUGGUCCAUCUCAGCCAUCUACUGGGAGGUCAAAGGUCAGGUGUUCUACGUGGAGCCGGGCUCGCUGGCCUUCUCCGUCACGCUCUUCACCAUCUGCGCCUUCAUCAACAUGGGUGUGCUCAUGCUGCGGCGCCGCCCCUCUGUGGGCGGAGAGCUGGGUGGGCCCAAAGUCCUCAAGAUCCUCACGUCCAUGCUGUUCAUUGGUCUGUGGCUCCUCUACAUCACCUUCUCCAGCCUGGAGGCGUACUGUCACAUCCCAGGCUUCUGAGAAAACACGUUAAAACUUAUACACACCUUCAUACACUUUUGUACACCAUGGGGUCAUCAGGAAGACUGAACUCUACAUUUUGACCCUUUUUUUCCCACCCACACUGAAACUGAGACUCUGACACUAUUAUUUUAUAACCUGGUAUAACAGGACACUAUCAUCCUUUAGGAGUGGAGGAAUUAUCUUAAACAACCAAACCAAAAUAUUUCAUAUGACCCGAUAUUUACACUCGAAUGUGAGCUGAUGGACUGAACAAGUGAAACGAACUAAUGGAACUCACAAAUAAUGAUUUCUUUCAUUGUGGAUAUUGCAUGAUUGUAGUAUUUACUCACAUAAAUGGAUAUAACACUAAACGUAAUAAACAUUAUUAACUAACAGUAAAAAUCAUACUGCAACAUUGCGGGUGCCUUCUCUGGCAAAUCC
Molecule: messenger RNA, 3286 nt
Organism: Ictalurus furcatus (blue catfish)
Lineage: Eukaryota; Metazoa; Chordata; Actinopteri; Siluriformes; Ictaluridae
Gene: slc8a2a
Product: solute carrier family 8 member 2a
Exons: 13
Coding region: 101-2863 (920 amino acids)
Biological process (GO): sodium ion transmembrane transport; cell communication; calcium ion import across plasma membrane
Cellular component (GO): axon; postsynapse; sarcolemma
Molecular function (GO): calcium:sodium antiporter activity
Source: RefSeq, a predicted model, not a curated record